Lathyrus oleraceus (garden pea) is the source of this 498-nucleotide messenger RNA. Its product is annotated as secreted RxLR effector protein 161-like. Lineage: Eukaryota; Viridiplantae; Streptophyta; Magnoliopsida; Fabales; Fabaceae. Bases 1 to 498 code for a protein of 165 amino acids. The transcript has a single exon. The record is from RefSeq and is a predicted model, not a curated record.
AUGGAAGACUGCAAUGCAAUUUCGACACUUGUUGAACCAGAACUGCAUUUGUCAAAUAACUCAAAUGAAGAUGAUGUCGACCCAACACAGUACAAAAGACUUAUUGGGUCAUUAAGAUACCUUUGUUGCCUAAGGCCUGAUCUAGAAUACAAUGUAUAUAUGGUGAGUAGAUUCAUGCAGAAGCCAAAGGUAUCACAUAUAGCAGUAACGAAGAGGAUACUAAGGUAUCUCAAAGGAACUCUUGACUAUGACAUCAUGUUUCCUGCAUCUGAUGUAGGGAAAAAAUGCAAGCUAAUGGGUUACAUUGGCUCAAGUUGGUAUAAUGAUACUGAGGAUAGAAAAUCCAUAACUGGUUAUUUGUUUAUGCUAGGUGGUGCACUAGUUGCUUGGAGCUCAAGAAAAGAACCAGUAGUAGCAUGGUCAUCGUGUGAAGCAAAGUACAUAAAUGCUUCCCUCUGUGCAUGUCAAGCAACGUGGAUGGUGAAUUUGGUCAAAUAA